UGACAACUAGAACAACAAUACACAAAGUCAGCAGACUCUUCCCGUUUGUCUAAUUCAAACACCUAAAAGCCUCCAUAUUUUCUGAGAUUAAAUCACGUGAACGCAUUUCAGUCAGUAUGUCCAAACAUCAGUGUGACCGACCUGUGCAGGUCAGUGACCCCCAGAGGUGUGACACCGGCGAGGCGUGGCUCCCGAGCGGAACUUCUGAUUGGCUGCUGGACUUUAGGUGCUGAAGGUGCUUCCCCGGGGAGAGGAGAGCAGCCCUCACUGCUGCAGACUCCCGCUGAAGUGCAAUGCCUCGAUUCACCGUACAUAUCCGAGAUGAGUGGCUGGCAGUGCCCUGCAAGGACGCCACCAAUACCAUCCAGUGGCUCGGACAGGAAGCCCUUAAACGCUACAUUAAGAACAAACCGGACAACGGCGGCAUCAAGGAUGUAAAGGACGCCCAGUUUGUGGUGCGCAGGUGCCAGGGUCUGGGCCUGCUGGACACCGAUGACACUAUUGAAGAUGUGCUGGAGGAUAAUGACUUUGUGGAGCUCGCUGUCCAAGGAGACACCAUGUCCACUGACUUUAUCCCGUGUCAGCCCGGAGUAUCCCACCUCACUGCAGCAUACAAAGAAUCCGCGGAGUUUCUUUCCCUAGAUGGCAACAGCCUGACAUCGACAGAUCUGGUCAAUUUAGGAAGAGGACUCUACAAGAUAAAGCUGACUCUGGAGGCCGAAAAAAAAGUGGUGCAAUCCAGAGAGCUGUUGGAUACCAUUGUCAAAGAAAACAAAGUUGUCUAUGGAAUCACAACAGGUUUUGGCAAAUUUGCCAGAACAGUCAUUCCUGUCAGCAAGCUCAAGGAGCUGCAGGAGAACUUGGUGCGGUCACACUCAGCAGGUGUUGGAAACCCUCUAAGCCCAGAGAGGACCCGCAUGCUGCUCGCUCUGAGGAUCAAUGUUCUGGCCAAAGGGUACAGUGGAAUAUCUCCGGAAACGCUUCAUCAAAUGAUCCAAGCCUUCAACGCCUCCUGCCUCUCCUUCGUCCCAGAGAAGGGAACAGUGGGUGCGAGUGGAGACCUGGCUCCUCUUUCUCACCUGGCCCUGGGGCUGAUGGGAGAGGGGAAAAUGUGGUCUCCCAAGAGCGGAUGGGCAGACGCCAAAUAUGUCCUAGAGGCCCAUGGACUGAAGCCCAUAUCACUGAAACCUAAAGAGGGUCUUGCUCUGAUUAAUGGGACCCAGAUGAUCACGUCUCUGGGGGCGGAGGCUGUGGAGCGAGCCGAGGCCAUCGCUCGGCAGGCCGACAUCAUCGCUGCUCUGACCCUGGAGGUGCUGAAGGGAACCACCAAGGCCUUUGACAGUGACAUUCAUAAACUGCGGCCCCACCCCGGACAGAUCGAGGUGGCCCUGCGCUUCCGCUCGCUGCUGGACUCUGAUCAUCAUCCAUCUGAGAUUGCAGAGAGCCACCGGUUCUGUGACAGAGUGCAGGAUGCCUACACCAUGCGCUGCUGUCCUCAGGUCCAUGGAAUCACCAAUGACACAAUCAAUUUUGUCAAGAACAUCAUCAAUACAGAAAUCAACAGCGCCACUGACAACCCUAUGGUGUUUUCCGAAAGAGGAGAGACCAUUUCAGGUGGGAAUUUCCAUGGUGAAUACCCGGCUAAAGCUCUGGACUUUUUAGCCAUUGCAGUCCAUGAGCUGGCUUCCAUCAGUGAGCGCAGGAUCGAGAGGUUGUGUAACCCGUCUCUGAGCGAGCUGCCGGCCUUCCUCGUCAACGAAGGAGGACUCAACUCCGGCUUCAUGAUCGCUCACUGCACCGCUGCUUCCCUGGUUUCAGAGAAUAAGGUUUUGUGUCAUCCAUCGUCUGUGGACUCCUUGUCCACCAGCGCAGCCACAGAGGACCACGUGUCCAUGGGGGGCUGGGCUGCCAGGAAGGCCCUGAGGGUCGUGGAGCAUGUGGAGCAAGUUCUUGCUAUAGAGCUGUUGGCAGCCUGUCAGGGUAUCGAGUUCCUCCGCCCUCUCCGCACCACCACUCCGCUGGAGAAGGUCUAUGAACUCGUGCGCAGUGUAGUCAAACCGUGGAUGAAAGACAGAUUCAUGUCUCCGGACAUUGAAGCUGCUCACAGACUUCUACUUGACCAGAAGGUGUGGAAUGUGGCCAAACCUUAUAUCGACAAGUAUAAGACCGAGGUCAUCCCAGAGUCUCGCCCAGUCUCUCCGACCGCCUUCUCUCUGGAUCCGCCGGCGUCACCGAGGAAGCGCUGUCGUCAUGAGUGAAAACAUGUCUGAUCUUUGCUAUUUUUAAUAAAAAAAAAUACCCUUUGCAUUCCAAAGAUUUAUUUAAAGAUGCAGCAUUGUUUUGUCCCUUGUAGACUUAAUUCAUAAGUAGAUUUCUGGCCUUUUUAGGGUUUUAAUCCUUGGUGUAUUAGUAAUUUAAGAAUUGGUGCUGUUCCUCUAGUAAUUUUGGUGGGUUGAACACCUCUGUGCACUAGAGUUGUAUUUAUCUAGACUUUUGUUGUCCCUUUAAAAUGUGCCUAAUUUAGUUUUUACUGCCACAUUACUACCUCAGCCAUUGUAACCUUUUCACAUAAAAAAGUCCUUAAUGAUGUAACACAAACAAUACUACGAUUAAACAUUGUUGUUGUUUCUCUGGUAUUAUCAUAUGAAAUCUAAAAUGAUUGUCAUCUGUAUAUUUCCACUUAGACAGCAAUACAACUUUUGAAAGCUGCAUUCUUUAA
Trematomus bernacchii (emerald rockcod) is the source of this 2719-nucleotide messenger RNA. It is a transcript of the gene hal, whose product is annotated as histidine ammonia-lyase. NCBI's taxonomy places the organism in Eukaryota, Metazoa, Chordata, Actinopteri, Perciformes, Nototheniidae. Gene Ontology annotation, biological process: L-histidine catabolic process. The record is from RefSeq and is a predicted model, not a curated record. Bases 294 to 2258 code for a protein of 654 amino acids. The transcript is spliced from 20 exons. Gene Ontology annotation, cellular component: cytoplasm. Gene Ontology annotation, molecular function: histidine ammonia-lyase activity.